AUGGCGGAUAGUCCAGAAGCAAAGUUGAUGAGAGGACUGGAGUCACUAGAUGUUAAAAUUUCACAGACUCUUUACGAGGUACAAUCGCUCAACAUUUCCGUCAGUUAAGGGUUCUGAUGUUAAAAUGUACCCUCUAUGGUUGUAGAUAAAAGAACUGGAAGUUACAAACCACGAACUCAGCUGUCUACAACCGAAAAAGGUUUGUAAUUCAGUUGUAUAUUCGUCUACGACAGUGUUUCCCCUUUUUGCUAUGUUGACGAGAUAUGUCUUAUUCGUUUUAUUUAAAGAGAGUAUUCACAAGGCAAGGACCUGGGAAUGUGUUUUUUCUUUCUGAUCGUGCACUCGUGGUUGGCCAGUUUAAAAGUAAGUAUAAACGCGCGUAACUUGUUAAGAUUCCUGUUAAGUUUUACAAAACUUAACAGGAAUCAACCCUUCUACCUCUAAGAUCUGAUUAGUUGAAGAGUGCGUAGAUCACCCAGUCACCUGAUGGGUUUGUCAGCUCUCAACACACGUUGGAAGAUUUGUUUUCUUAGCCCAUAAUUUCCUUCUUCAAGUUAUUUCCUACUUAAGUAAGAUCAACAGAGAGUUAUUGUACUUUUAUACACAGAGAAAUUUAAUAAUCCUUUUCAGUGAUGUUGUUAAUUAAUUUAAGGUGAAAUAAACUUCUUGUAGAUUGAAAUUUGGAUGAGUUUAUCAUCACAAUGACCAUACAUGGCUUCAAUUAAUGCCUAUCAUGAUACAAGUAAUCAAAACAAUCAUAGCAUACUAUAUGCAAAGCUUCCUUUAUUUACAGAAUGGUUUCAACCUGAAAAUGAAUUUAAACAGAAUUUGAAAGUACCUGAGCAAUUAUACUGUCUAAAUAUUUGCUUAAGGCAAAGAUAAUGGAGUAGAAUAGUCUCUUUGACUUCAUCUUUAUCAGGCUUAGAUUUGUUGAUAUUCUAAGUAGAAGUUGCACAUUAAUCACAUUUGAAAAAUGAAUUUUUGUCCUAUCUUUCUGUGAAUGACUACCUCAGGUUGUUAACCCUUUAAUUCCCAGAAGUGAUUGGGAGGUAACUUCUCCCUAUAAUAUCCAUACCCCAUCCAGCAAACAGGUAAUGAGAAUUUUAAAACUUAUCAUGUAGAAGAUGUUAUUAUUGAUCUAAUACCAAAUUCUCUAAUUGAUUGAAAAGGAAAUGUAUAGCAGCUAGAGAGGAGAAUUAAAACUCAGAUCUUGGGAGUUAAAGGGUUAGGGAUUGAGACAAGUUUGACUGCAAAUAGAGACACAAAACUGAGUUGAGCUUUGUUUGCAAAUGUAUGAGUUGAAGUAUUUUGUUUAUAUUCCAGAAAAGCUUGAAGAUGCUAAGAAAGAUUUAGAAGAGCUUAACAGGCAAAAGCAAGAUGCUGUCUGAUCUUAGCUGGAAUUCUUGCUAUCAGUCAGUGAACAAUGAGAUGCUACUUAACACGGAAUUAAUUUUCCCUAUCAGUCAGUCUGAUCAGUUGCUGGAUCCCUUUAAAUGAAAGUGUGCAGGAAUUCUGAUAGUAUCUCACAAGAGGGCGACAAAAGGGUUUAGAUUUAUGUUUAAAGUGUUAGCCCAUUAGUGAAGGCAUUGAACUAGUGACAUAUCUAGUUGAAGAAAAGAAAAAUUGAACACAAGAAAAGUUUUCUUUAUUGAUGAAUGAAAAAAAAAUGGAUCCACACAUCCCUGAAACAAGUUGUAAAGUGUAUUGGUAGUAAGGCUCAAGAUAAUAAAUGUGUUGAAUCAUUAUGAGAACAAACAAUGGGGAUAGCUCAUAUAUAUAUAUGUAGCUUAUAUAAAUAUGUUUUCUGGGUCUAAACAAUUAAUUAUUGCUCUGUUGCAUGUGCAGUGAGUCAACUGUUUUGUUUUCGAUCAGUCUGAAAGUAGUUAAGUUAUAUUAACUUUGAACUUUUCAAAAGGCAAGAUUCUCAAGAAUAUUCUACAAUGAAAAAUAUCUGAAUCAAAUUUGUACUUAACAGUUGCUUGUUUCCUACAUUUUUCAUGAUAAUUAUGUAUGUAUUUUCUUGUAGAGGUGUACUAUUAAAAUGUAUUUGUUAUUCUGUGAGAAAUAUCAUUAAAUUAAAACUGUACAUCUGAGAGGAAUAUUUUGCCUUGCAUUUUUAAAUUUAAAGCACAACUUUGUGUUAUGAAAAUUUGAAUUUAUUUUAUUUUUGUAUGAAACAUGUAAACAAGAGAUUGAAAAAACAAGGAUUCAUUAUAGAUCAUUCCCUUUCUCUGAUCUUUACUUAUAUCAAGUUUUUUAUCCUAAGAUUCUCUUUUUAAAGUAUCUAUCUACCUUGUUUUUUAUGCUCUCCAACCCAAGCAAGCUGCAAAUGCCCCUACCUUCCCUUCCCUUACCAUUUUAAAACAGCUUUCCAAGAUUUACUUCCGGUCACGUGUUUUUUCGCUCUCCAAUGAAAGGUAACCACGCUUCCUUGAAACCGGUAGUGAAAAAAACCUCCAGAUGGUUUCUGGCGAUGUUGAAGCUGGAAACUCACUAUCUUCUGAAUCGAAAAUGGCUCCGUAUGUUACAGAUAGAAAGAAAUUAAUAGUGUGUUUCUUGGGAAUAUUUAUAUCGUACUUUUACUACGGAAUUAUACAAGAGAAAAUGUGAGUAUUGGUCACCUAACUAUGAGAUAACUUUCUUCGAUCUUUCACACGCAAGUCUUCAACUACUUUUGAAAAAAAUUGAUUAAUUUCUAGGAAUUUCAUCGCCAUUCACUCAUCAAAGAACCAGUGCGGUAUUCCUUCUUCUUAAAUUUUCCCAAUCGCACGAACCAAUGUCUGUAUUUUUUAAUCUCUUUACAAUGAUAGUUCGUAGUUUUAUACCAAUAUUCAAUGGUUGACUUCCUAAUUGGAAUUGUGGUUUAAAGUUACGUAAGAUAUUUUUGUUGAACUGGGAUCCAAGGCUUAUGAGUUCUUUUGUGGUCAAGCCUAGAAUAUUUCUCGAAGUCUGAGGAUAGCCUGUUCAAGGUUUUGUCCUUUUAUUUUCAUGUCCUAAUUCAAUAUACGUGUUAUAUUCUCGGACAGAACAAGAACAUCUUAUGGCGAAGACAAAGAGAAAUUUGUGUAUGCUCUCUCCUUGGUCUUUGUUCAGUGCAUUGUGAAUGCACUUUUUGCUAAAGCAGGUAGGUUGACAGUGUUUCAUGAAGUGAAAGAUAGUUGCAGUGAUUUUUGCCAAAGGAACGAGUGUGUACUUCAAAUAUUUUUGCAUCUGUGAUCCAUUAACCUUUUCACUCUUGGGAUCUAAAAUCAAUUCUUCACUUUGUUAACAAUAUAUUUAUUUCAAUUUUUGCCCGGAAAAUGUGGUUUUAAGUAAAAAAAAAAUAUAUAUCUUCAAAUGUUUAUUUCUUAUCACCUUCUCGAAAUUUUUUUAAUACUCUCGAGGAUAAAUUCCUCUUUUUAUCACUUUAUUUAUUAGAGAAUUUCCACACAAGGUCAAAAAUUUCUGAUUAAUAAAAAAACUCUCCUCAUGGAUUUAUCAGUCUGACUCACCAGUUUAGAAAAAUGCUAAGCAACCAAAAUAAUCAGGAGGAUGGUGAACUAAUUAUGCUGCUCUUGUUCUGUUUUAGUUAUCCAACUGAUGUACAGAAAUGAAGCUAAGGAUACAACUCCAUUCUGCUGGUAUGGGAUCUGUGCUACAACCUAUAUUGGUGCAAUGCUGGCCAGUAAUAAGGCUCUUCAGUGGGUGAACUAUCCAACUCAGGUUAGUAUAAAUUCCUCUCGAUCAAUCCUUGCAAUACGAUCGGUUAUUUUGUUUCAGUGACUCAGUUUUCAUAGGCUGAGAAAAUAUUCACUUUGGUGCAAAAAAUGUUGCUUGAAAAAGCCAGGUUGCGAGGGUCACCAUAUAUUUCAAAUUUAAUCUGAUAAACUCUAAUAAUUCGUUUUACUAUUUUCCAUCAAGUGAAACUUAAUCAUAAUUUUGUUUUGCUGGUAGGUCUUAGGGAAGUCAUGUAAACCUAUUCCAGGUGAGUGAUAACAUAGAGCAGGUAUUGUCAUUGAUCAGGAAUGAAUUGAUGUACAUACUAACUUUAAUUGCAGAUAAAUAGAACAGUUUAGAAAGAGGAGAAUUUUGUUGUAGUUUAAAAUUGAUCUGAGUCGAAACAUUUUUCAUGGCUGUGUUUGUGAUAAAUUGUCAUAAUUCUUAAUCAAAGAAAGCUACAAACUUACCUUAUACCUACCAAUCAUGACUGAACUAUGCCACUUGAGUCUGACAGCCAAUAACAUCACAGCAAAACUGACCAAUCAAUUCAUACAAACUGGACUAAGAACAUAAGACUGAAAACAACUAUUCAGUUGACACUGAUAAUGACUUCCACUCAGGUUGUCAAAAUGUCAGUCACCACCACUGAAAACAGUCCUUCUUAGGACUACACUUGUCUGGAUGAUCAAACCACACUAUUAAAAAAUUAAUCUAGUUUUGUUUCUAAUUUGAAGACUUCAUUAUUCGAUGAAUGACACAGGAAUACUCAAAAACAUGUUUCUGAAUGCUCCCAAUUGGAGUCAGGCCAGUUAGUGGUUUGGAUGCUCUACCAGGGAGCUUUAGGUAUAAUCAUAGAUCAGUAAUGAAUUGAGUGAGCUGUAGGAGAGGGGUGGUAGGCUGUACUGUCCAUGUUGACAAACUUCCUGCAUACUGCUAGGAAAGGAAUGUUUAGGUGUGAUGCUAUUGUGCAUUGAUAAUGUUCAUGAAUAUUGUUAGAUUUUAAGCUUGGUCUUUUGGUGAAAGAUGAUGUUUUCAGAAAAUAAUGUGAUUAGGGCAUUCUUUUGAGUAUGCCAGUGUUUUAUUCACUGAAUAACAUUGUCUUUCACUAGGCUGAAAAUCGACCAUUUUCAUUCAUAUGUUUCUAAUUGUCUUUCAGUUAUGAUUCUGGGAGUUCUUUUAGCAAGGAAAAGAUAUCCCCUUCUGAAAUACCUAUGUGUUUUUCUUAUUGUUUGUGGAGUGGCUCUGUUCAUGUACAAAGAGGUGAGACGAUAAGCUGUAAACAUAGAAAAAUAUUACAAACUUGUCACAAGAGUGGAAUUUAAAUAUAUCUGAAGAUGCAAGCCUCAGACUUUUGGAUUUUACAUCCUUAUUUGUAUCUAUAACAACUAUCUUCAGCAUUUUUCUGACCAAGUUCAAAACUUACCAAAAGAAGACUAAAUUUUCAAAUUGAUGAUUAAUUGUAGAAUAAGAAACAAGUAUCAAAUGACAGUGGAAGCUGGAUUGGAUUUGGAGAACUCCUCUUGGUAAGUAGUGUCAAACAGGUAGGGCUCAGGGUGGGGUGGGAAGGGAGCUCAGAGGAAAAGAGAGAGUUGGGGAGGGGGUAGGUGGGAAGUUGGUUCAAUAGCUGUUUUAGGUUGUAAACGCUUGGCUGCUUAGGUGAUGAGGUGUGCUAUUUAGACUUGAUGGCAAUUUAAUGCAGUGGUCAAAUGUAGGCAUGAGUGAGAGAAUCAAUUCUGGCCAGCUGGGCACUAAUUUAGUGUGCAAAAUUUCAAAGGAAAACAUAGGAAACAACCAUACAAACAUCAUCAUCAUCAUCAUUUUAUUUGCUUUUCAAUCAGUACAAAAAAUUUAUCUACGUGAUGAGGAGACCCAAGAAGCCAUCAGGCUUAUGGGAGAGGCCACCUCACUUUCAACACUACUGGUAUAUUCAAAAAAGAUUAAGUGCUGCAAAUGUGUGUCUUGGCCAGCAUAGUGAUUAUUUAAAGUAAAACUUGUGCAUUUUUGUUGUAAAGCUAAGAAGGUUUGAUGAAUGAGCAGCUGAAAGCGAGUGAGCUAGAGAGAGAAAGAGAGAGAGAGGGUUGAAGUAAAGCAUUAUGAAUUACAGGCUUUCAAAAUGUGUUAACAACUCUUGCUGGUAAAAUGUUUGCACGAGGAAUUAAAUUUUAGGUGGUUGAAAAUUAAUAGUUUGUUUCUUUUUGCAGCUUGUAUCUCUGACAUGUGAUGGGUUGACAGGUGCAGUGCAGGACAGAAUGAGAGCAGAACACCACGUCCAGUCACACCAUAUGAUGUUUAACAUGAAUCUCUGGUCAAUUGGUAUCUUGGCGAUAAGUAAGUAACAGCAAAGCUAGCUUUUUUUUUUAAAUACACAAGUUCAACACUGAACAAUUGAAGAGGAGAAGUAUGCUCCAUUGUGCGCAUCGUGGUUUUCAUAUGUGGCUAGGUCAAAAUCUUUUGUUCAAAAUGGCGGCUUUCACGGUGAAAUGUUUUACACACCUGGACAAAAAAAUUUGGGAACAAUUUCAUGUAGCCCCUUGUUUGGAAUCUCAAAACGCGGUGGAAAGUUCAUAUUUAUAUUAACCUUUUGAUGGUGGAUUUCAAUCGUAAGGAUUUUGGAGCAUACAGAACACUGUUGUAAAACAUUUUCAAAGCAAUUUUUGAAGCGAUUUGGAUGUGAUCUGGGACUUGGCAAACUUUAGUUCGCACAUUUUACUUUUUUCUCCUUGGCGUUUAUAUUUUUUAAAAGUGACUUUUGAGUCAACUUAUAUUUCGAGGGAAAUCGUAAACUGCAGCCUUUUUAGUCCUUAGUUUAACUGAUAGCACUUGAUGUACUCUUUGAGCAGUUGCAGUUGAGAUUUAUUAUUACUUUUGAAGAACCACCGUUAAGUCUUUUCUUAUUACGUCCACAGCUCUCUUGACUAGUGGUGAAGUCUUCCAGUUCAUUGCAUUUUGCCAGCGGUAUCCUUACGUUCUACUACACAUAUUUACAUUCAGUCUGGCUAGUGCUAUAGGACAGGUAUGAUCAGUUUUAAGAGCGAGUAUAAUCCUUAUUAGGUACUGUCUUUUUUGGGCUCUUUUCGAUAUUGUGUCGUAAAACUAAAACAAAAGCAAUCGCAGCGGCCAAUCAGAAGAAAGGAAAAGACCUUUCAGAGCCAAUGAGAACUCAAAAUAAAAACUAUCAAACUGCCUAAAGCGCGGGAAAAACGCGGGUGACCAAAUCGCGAUUGGUUUCAAUUUUGAAUCUGAUUGGUUUAAAAAGUGGUGCGAAUUUUCUUGACCAAUCACAAAGCGAAUUGAAGCGAUGCCAGAGCAAUCCCGGGUUACUUUAUACACUCAAUUGAAAUUUGCUUUAAUACGAACGUAUUACAGAUUCUCGGGCCGCUCAGUAUGCAUAUUCUCCAUACUGUUCUCUAUACAUUUCCUAAGGUGCUGACAAGGAGAAUUUGUUUAACGAUCAAGAGCUUCUUUAGUUGGUGAUCAUUUCCUUUAUUUUCAUGGCCUCAAUGUUUGAUUGAGAGAUGAGAAAUUCGAUACUAGUGACUCAGGGGUCAAAAGUUUCAGAAAAGUGAUUAGUUAUGGGACUAAAAAAAAAACGAAAAUGAACAGCAGUAACAACAAUUUAACAAGAGUGAGCUUGUAUAGUGUAGGCUGCAUCUGAUUGGCUGUAAAGACAUGCCAAGUUCACACUGAUUGGUGAGCAGUUAUCAAAUCAAGGUCACGAUUUUCCAGGGGAUGAGUGAAUCCCCUAAGUCGUAUGCCUUGCAUGGAGAUCGGUUCUUCCUUAGAAUUAACCAAGGUUUUACUUUUUUGUGGACUUGGGGAGGUUUUCUUUCUUUUGCCCCGUAAGAGUUUCGUCACGGUCUUCCGGAAUUCUCGAAUCUUGAGCACGUAGAUGAUGAAAUUGGCGAAAGAAUUGCUGUAGUGCAAAAACUUUGCGAAGUAAAUCAACUGGAGAACAUAACAGUCUUUGCAGAACAUGAUGAUAAUGUUCAUAAUGUAGAAAGGGACCCACGUGAGGAUGAACACAACUGUGAUUAAGGACAGCGUUACCGCUAGCUUUUUUUCUUGUUUCGUGCCUGUCCUGUGGUUUUGGCUCACAGGCUUCCUAACCUUGUGCCAAAUCAUAGCGUAAGCGACAGAAAUUAAAAUCAAUGAAGUGAACACGCAGACAAGCACGGCGUAGUUGAAGACAGUUUUUAGCAGGUCUUUGCUGGUGAAAUUGCUCAGAACGCGAAUCCCAGCAACGCAAGCCGCUAAGAACCAGACCAGGCCGAUCUCCAUCAAAUAAGUCGCUUUGGUGAUAGUUUUGUGCUUGUGAGGGCGGAACACAGAGUAUGCGCGAUCCAGCGCUAUAGCGACGAGCGCAAAGAUUGACGCGAAACCCAUAAACGCGUCGAUAGGCAGGUAAAUCUCGUUAAACCGGAUUCUGGCCUCGUUUUUACGUAGAUAAUAAAACAGCAUUUCAGUUACGUACAUCGGUAUUGAGCAUGCGCCAACCAUAAAAUCCGCUAUCCCCAGGCUCACUAAGAAGUAGUUGGUGCGGGCGUUGGCGAGCUUUUUGUUUGUGCUGAAUGCUGCGAUUGUCAGCGAGUUUCCGACGAUGAUGGCUAUUGCUACAAUAGCAUACGAUAUCGCCCAGCCAAGUAAGCUUGGUAUUGACAUGUAACCUUGUAGUUCGCCUUGAUUUGUUUCGUUGUUCGUUGUAUCCGUGACGUUCACGGCAGGUUCAUGGCAGUUCAUGGCAGAUUAUUGUAGUCUAGAAACAGGAAGCAAAGUGUGUUAAUGGAGCCGACUCAGAGCGAUUUAUUUCGAUGUUAUCUUUGUUUCAAGUCACACUCGAGACUGACUAGAAUAGCACUUGAAGCAUAUCCCAGACGGUUUCAACUCCCCCCUCCCCUGGGUAGGGUACUAGUCCAUCACAGGUCAACCCCCUCUUCUCCACAAUUUCACCAGGUUUUCUUUCCCACCCCCCCAUCCGAAGUUUUCGGUACCCAUUUUUACUCCUGGGUGGGGAAAGGCACUGUCAGGAUAUCCUGUCUUGCCUGAGAACACAACACAAGAAGGAAUAAUUCUAACGAAAUUCAGCUGUGCAAACAAAGUCUAAAACCAAAGCAAGCGAGCCUGAAGCGCGGGAAAACGCGAGUAAGUCGGGAGUGAUUUUUUGGUAAAAAUUGUAUUGGCUAAAAGAUUGGCGCAAAUUUUUAACCAAUCACGGAGUACAGUGAUGCAAAACCAAUGAAAUGUCAGAUUAAUUCCGAUACUUAGCUAAAAAUUGCUCUUAGGUGGGAUUUCCUGCAAUCAUUUUGGACCACUUUGUGUACGUGACCGCACACCGCAAAUUUAUUUCUGACAUCUGCGGGAUUUUUCGUUCGUCUGGUUUAAGGUGGAAGUGUCAAAUUGUCAGUGAUAAAAUUCACACUCGGUAUGUUCAAUAACAGUCUGUGGCAGUUAUUAAAUCGAAGGAACUUUGGCGGUUGUCGAAAAAAUAAUUGUAAUGUGGGUAAGGUCAAGGAACGUGUAAACUUGUUGAAACAACAGCACUUGUAAACGAUUGUCCUCGGAACUUUUUGGGAGUCUCCGGGUUUCUUACAUUUUUCCCGAAAUUGCAAAACUUUUAUUUAAAAGUCGUUUCUAAAAAGUAGGACAAAAAUAAUGAGGUUGGCAGGUUCUUUAUUAAUGUAGUUACUUUGAAGAACGGCUUUAGAGCUUAGAAAUUGAAUUAGAAACUGCAUACCAUGUGUUCAUGGUGAACUUCGUUCUAAAUUGGCGGAUUUACUUUUUCGGCUCUCAUCCAGCAACUAAAUAUUUGUUUGCUCUUUUUUAACAUAUAAAUUUUGUCCUUGAUUCAAAAUUUUUUUUCUAGCUUUUUCUUUCUAUUUUUUGUGCGCACAAAGGAGGCAGCUAACGAGACAGUUCGCCUCUGUUUCAAACAGAUUAUAACUGUAAUAUUUCUCGUCGUGACACUUUUGAAAUUCUGCCUGAUCUUUAGCCAAGCUCCACAGUUCAGUUCAAUUACAUGUUAUUGACUUUUUCGUCAACUGAGAGCAUUUCACGUCGUUUUCGUUUUCCCGCGAAAUGACAUUCGACGAAAAGUCAAAACUGUAGAACAAUGCAGCAAAAUGAAAACAAAAUAAAAGUGAGCAUUUAGUGGUCAUAAAUUUCACUUCGAUAUGCAGUUAAUUUCCUAUUAAAUAAUUUUUCAAUUUUGUCCUCUGUGCAAAGUUUACUUUUUUUUUAAUGGCGUUUGCUUUUGUGGUGCGGAAAUGACUUAUUUAACCAUGCCUUGACAUCUGCACUUUUUUACCAUUUAGUCAUUGAAAAGACUUUUUUUUGGUCCUUAGUAAUCGCUCUUCUAAGCUCAAAUUCAGUCAAGAACUGUUGUUUUUUUGGCGCAUUACUGAUUUAACGCGUUAUCUCUCUGAUGCAAGUGCCUUUUAAGGCAUUUUGACUAAGCACAAAAUGUUUUUUCUCGGCCGGUAUUAUUCUAUUGUGAUGAUAUUUUAGUAAUAUUUAAAUUGCGUCUCGUUUUAUAGCUCGAGGCGAGCAGUUUUGAUUAUCAUUACGAUAUGACGAAUUUUUAUGUGAGAUGAAAGACUUCCCGAUACAUGACGCUUUCUUUUAUUUUCGUAACCUCGAGCAGAAUAUCGCGUAAUUCACUGAAUUUCAGUAUCGUUCCUUCACUAUUUCUGGUAUCUGUGCCUGUAUAUGACAUUUCGCAAUUAAAGUUUUACUUUCUUAUUGUUUGUUUUGCGUAGUAUGUAGCUUGGAAAACUUCAACAAGCGUGCGCAGUUUGAUAUUACUUCUCCACUGACUUUUGAAAACGUUGCCCAGAAAUUGAAUUUGGAUUCGAUUCGGAGGACUUUGCAUGCUCUUGUGGGAAAAGUCGCCGAAUGAAGUAUGAUAUUCCUUCAUAAAGUACGUAGCAAUAGUUUUUUUCUUACCUGUCGACUUUAAAACGUGGUUUUUAGUUUUAUUCCGCUUUUAUCUGAUUAAAACCACGGCGUUUUCGAGCUUUUGAAGACUCACUGUCCCUUGCAAGUUGAGGACUCUGGUGGUGGUAGCUGUGUUGCAAAUUUGUCUUCUUAAUGUGUUACUGUCAGCGCCUUUUGUUAUAACCAGCAACUGUUAUUGCUUCCUGUGCAGCAACCAAUCGAAUUACGCAGGUGAGAUAAUUUUUCGCAAGCAGAUACGACAUCUAAUUUGGCGCUAAAUUGCGUUACGAUUAGGAAGUCGAUGAAACUCUCGAUUGUAUGCGAUAGAGAAAUAAAAUCGUUUAGGUUCAUUUUCCACUGAAUAUUUCGAAAUAUAUCGCGACAGGCUAUCAACGUCAUUAAGAUAAAACACAGUUGGUUUAAAUGCCGGAGGAAACCAAGUGGUCCUCAAGACUGUCAUUAACCUUAAUUCAGUUUUUUCUUGCAAUAACAAUAUUGACGAAUCCCUUUGUUCCUAAGUCACUCAAGUUUUCGGCCUGUGUUUGUGACAGAGGGGGAUACGUUCUGUAUUUUAUUAAAACUUUUAAUUCGCCUUUGUUGAUUGUGAAUUUAGAGGGUAUUUGGUGAACUGUGUUUGAUGCUUUUUGUGGGCUGUAAAAAUUAUUCUAUUUCCGAUAAUGUAGAUAAGCCCUUUCGUAUUCAUUUGAAUUAGUUGUGCGGAGAGUUUUACAGGAAGCCGCAAGAGAAAGGUGGGAAAUUGUGUCUGAUUGUCAGAAAAUAGCGCGAAUUCUGUCUGAUUGCGGAAAACAAAGGCAGGAAUCAUGUCUGAUAUUGAGGAAAUAAUUUGUAGGAGAGAAAUAGCGGGAAUAAACUGGUAUAGUUUCCCUGCAUCGGGAAAUUUGGCAUGCUGCAUUGAAAAAAUGGCGGGAAACUAGGUGACCUUAGCUGAAAAAUUGAUUCGCUUCGCGAGGAUAAUGGCGGGAAACUAUAAUUGUACGCGGUGGAAAUAGCGGGAAAUUUAGCGUGCUACGUUAAUAAAAAGGCGAUAAAUUUAGUGGCUUUAGUUGAAAAUAGGUUUGUGUCCCAAGGAUGAUGGUGGGAAAUUAGACUUGUAGCCGGUAGGAAUAGCAGAAAAUUAACGUUUAGUGCGGAAAGAAAUUACUGGGGAAUAUUAUGACGUAAAUAAAGAUUUGGCGGCACUUUGUGCUAUAUUUGAUUAGGUGUCAUACUUGAAAUUUAUGGUUAGAGUUAAAUAGAUUGUGUGAGAAUCUGUCUGGAAAAGUUGUGAUCUCGUCUAAUUGCAUCUCGGUCACCUCCUGAUGGUAAGUAAUGUCCAAGUUCUCUUGGCACAUGUGACUUACUGUCAAGCGCACGAGGAAAAAGAGUGACAAAUUAAUCAACAAAAACUGUUGGAAAAGAGUGUAAGGCGGCCGGUUUAAAAGAAUUGAUAUUCUGAUCUUUUAGUUGACCCUAUCUAAUCAGCAAGCAGCGAAACUCUAGAACUAUCGUUUACCAAUCUAGUGUCCGGUCAUUACACAACGCGAUUUUCAAAAUAGCUAAAAAAAAUUCGAUGAAAAAAAGAGAGUUGGGGCUAAAGAUGGUACAUUCUAAGUAGAAUAAUGUUUUGCGAGACUCAAUAGUUAUCCACACACGUUCCUACAUGAGUUAAGAUUCAUAUGCACUUGCAUGAUAUGGUGAGAGGCAUCUCUGUUUAUUGGUAAGUCACCUUUUCCCCUUGAAAUCAAGAUCUUUAGUUCCGUUAACGCUUCAUUAUUCAGCUUUUAUCUCGUGUUUCAAUUUACGUAAGCUUUUAUCAAACUUGAGUUUGCGUAAGAGCUACAUAUGGCGUUUUCUCUUUGUUUUAUCACAUGUUUCGGAAAUUCUUUUCGUGAUUCAUGUUUUCCCUAUAUUUUUGCUUGUUAUCACAAAAUAUUCUGCUAAUGCCCGUACGUUCCAACUAACUCGCGUGCGGUUCCACUUGAAAACCCUUGAAAAUCGUGGGUUCUUUUUCACCAGAAGUUUUCGGUUGUAAACAACGAGGUGUCCCUAUAAAGCGUAUCUCGUCCCGCAAGCCAAUAGAAAUCGCGACGGAAUAUGACGGAAAGGAAGGGCUGAUCAUAGCCUACUUCGAUAGGUACACCGAAAAACCUCAUGAAUUCGCACUUAUAUGAAACUUAAACAGAGCAGUUCGUUCUUGCAAAAUUUUUGUGCAGGGAUUUAAGAAAGUUUUUCCGACGCCAGUUUGUUUUCAGUUAGGGAAUCAGAGAGUCCUGCAAUACUUGACCUACCCUGGAGGUCGAAUUUGCUUCAUGAUCACCAUUGUAUUCCCAAAACGAACGCCCUUCAGUAGGGUAGUGCUAGUGUCUCGCAAGAAAAUAACAUAUGAAGUGAAUCAUAUUUUAAAGUGUGUUUCAUAAGUUACCAAUUUUUCUUGACCGUCCUCAGUCGUUUCCAAAGUGUUUGCGUUGCUAAAGUAGGAGAGAAGGCGAGGAGACCUCUCUCGCUUUCACGCUACCCAUUACACUUCACGUUCCCAUUCUACCUGCGUCGGUUGCCGCCGUUAGACUGGGAACGAGUCAGGAGUUUUUCUGUGCGGUAAACUUCAGUAGAGGAAAUUUCGGAAAGAGCCUGGGAAAAAGAAUUAAGGCAUGGGCUUAAACCUCUCGCCUCUCAUACACUACUUGGGUGCCACCACCAAUGGAGCCACGAAGCCUCAUCUUGUGAGCGAGGCAAAUGGGUGCUGUGGUCUCCUCCUUAAUCCUUUAACUCCCAGAAGUGAUCAACAUGUAACUUCUCCCUAUUAUAUCCGUACAUUAUCUAACAAACAGGUGAUGAGAGUACUCAAACUUAUCAGGUAGAAGUUGCCAUCUUGAUCUAACACCAAAUUCUCAAAACUAAUUUACAAGGAAAUGUGUAGCAGCUGGAGGGGAGAAUUAACAGCUAGUUCCCAGGAGUUUAAGGGUUAACAAACGUAAUCAAUAAUACUACAUGAAUUAAAUAGUGUUAAAUUUCUUUUCUGAUUUUAUUUCCAUUACAGAAUUUCAUCUUCAUGACUGUGGCUAACUUUGGCCCACUGACCUGCUCCAUAAUCACCACAACUCGAAAAUUCUUUACAAUCCUCGCCUCAGUGCUCUUGUUUGGAAAUUCGCUUAUCACCCGCCAAUGGCUUGGUGUGUUUUUGGUUUUCGCUGGACUCACACUGGAUAGCAUUUAUGGAAAAGCAAGGAAAAAGGCAUAGAAGAGAUAAUUGUCCGUAAAUUAGGUAGCACAAGUAAUUUUUUGGUCGAAAUCAAAACAGUAGAGAAUAGUUGAGCCAGCGGUUUUCGUUUUUAAGCAAAAUGAAGGGUGACCUGAUGGUCACCUUUGCUCGCUCCUUUUCCUGAUUGAUCGAUUAGGAACUUACUUCUUCACUCCUGUUGUCAUUUUAACAAAGAAACAAAUAUAUUUAUUAGUUUCUGUAUUUAUGUGAAUAGCAAAUCUGUCGAGAUUGUCAUUGUAAACAGCUCAAGUACCAUGUGAAAGCUGAAAAACGAAAACCAUAGCGUAAGGAACGCUAAAAACGUUUUGGUUUCUCGUGUGAUUGAGUUAAAAGAAUAGUCUAAAGCGGUCAGUGUCAGAAAACCGAAACAGCUUGCGUGAAUCAGGGAGAAAUGGAUCAAAAUAUGCGCUUUCCGUCUUAACAUAGGGG
Molecule: messenger RNA, 14317 nt
Organism: Pocillopora meandrina
Lineage: Eukaryota; Metazoa; Cnidaria; Anthozoa; Scleractinia; Pocilloporidae
Source: the annotation of a GenBank genome assembly